UAUAUGACCUGUCUUCUCCCACCUCCCAAAAAAAGGUAGUCAUAGGUAAGCCUAGGGGCUACUAUUGGCAAGUUUUUUUUUAAAACCUAUUUUAUUGUGGUUCUUACACCUCUGCCUCCACCCCAAUCCCUUCCAACACCCUAACACCAGUGGGGUAAGGGGGCAUAGGUCUCUUAGGCUACUUCCUGCUGGUUAGGGUCGUCUGGUUCCUUGGGGCAAGGCCAAUCUUUGUAAUCAGGACAUGUCCAGCUUUUCAAUCAAACUGCAGCAACAGCAGCCAGCAGCAGGGGAGAGCGGCAGCUUUUUUUUGGAGUCCUCUUCCCUCUCUGGGCUCUGGCCAGAAUUAAACUAUCUGCAGCUGGCCAAGAUCACACCUCUUUCAGAGUCUGAAGGAAGCAAAUAGUCUGCUGCUGUGGACAGUCUGAGGCAGCCCCGUGUUCCACACCUAGGAUUAAAACAAAAACAUGUUCGCAUAACGUAACGAGUUUUUAAAGAAAACAAAACUCCCACUAUAGGCUCCUUUGAUCAAACCAGUUCCUAUCCGCUGCCUCUUUAAGGGGUUUGUAAUUUCUUACUUUGUACAUUUAUUUACCUGUAUAUAGAACUUCAUAUAUCACAGAAUUAAUUAUAUGUAAUUCUUCUCUUGGUUUUGUUUUCAUUUUUGUUUGAGAUGGGGUCUUGCUAUGCAGCCCAGGCUGGCCUGGAACUGUUUAUGUUCCUUAGCCUCAUGAAUACUAGCAUUAUAGAAAUGAUCCACCAUGUGUCUGGUGGUCGCCUCUUAUUUUUAUAACUGCUUUUCUCAAUAAUAAUCUGUAACUAGUAAAUAAAUGCUCUGAUAGCCGAGCCUCCGAGUCUUGAAUGUGACUAGACCAAGUAUCUGAAAACAUGCAUUCAUUUUGUCAAAUUCCAUUUCUGUUUAGCAUCUGAUCCCCAAGUUCAUUGGACAUGGCUCCACGUUCACAGCGGCGAAAGCGCAAGAAACCUCCACCAGUGACUCCCAUGGUUGAAAUCCCACCCACAGAAGUGUCUCUGCUGCCUCCAAACCUCUCAAAACCUGGCCCUAGUAUUGAUGUGCUUGGCUUCAUGUCCUUGGACAAUAAUGUACCAGGUCUGUCCCAGUUGAUCCUUCAAAAGCUGAACAUGAAAAGCUAUGAAGAAUACAAGUUGGUGGUAGAUGGGGGAACCCCAGUAUCAAGCUUUGGAUUUCGAUGUCAACAAGAAAUGUUCCAGAGGAUGGAGGACACGUUCCGAUUCUGUGCUUACUGCAAAGCACUCCCUAAUGCUCUUUCCAAUGGCAAGGUUCUCCGGCACUGUACGAGGUGCAGAAACGUCUACUACUGUGAUAGAGAGUGCCAGAGGUCAGAUUGGCCAGCGCAUAGGAAGGUCUGCCAAGUGCUCCGUCUGGUGGCUGUGGAUCGCGUCAUGGAAUGGCUUUUGGUCACAGGUGAUUUUGUCCUACCCUCAGGACCUUGGCCAUUGCCGCCUGGAGAUAUACAGGAUUGGGAUACCUGGUUUUCUAUGAGGGGCACACAGCUAGAGUCUGCAUUGAAUGCUGUUCUUGGUAGCCAUGCUAUGACCAUGCUUUGGGCCAGUCUAGGAAGGCCGCGGCCAGACGCAGAUGUCCUUCGUGGCUCUUUGAAGCGGCUGAUGACGGAUGUUCUGUCACGGCCCUUGACCCUUGGCCUAGGGCUUCGGACUCUGGCAAUAGAUGUUGCAAAGGCUGGGGGAAGCACACUGCAUGUGGUUGGUGCUUCCCAUGUGGAGACAUUUCUCAUUCGUUCCGGAGAUUAUAAUGAGCUUGGCUACAUGUUUCCUGAACACCUUGGCUUCCAUGUGGUCAUGGUGGGUGUGGAUGUGAGUACUGACCUUUUACAGAGUUCCUCACCUUUAACCCCGGAGCCUGGAACAAUUCAGCUUAGUGGCCACAGGGCCCUGUAUCAUGACUUCUGGGAGGAGCAGAUAGAGACCGGGAAUCUAGCCCAUCCAGAUUUGGUGGCUGCAUUCCAUCCAGGUUUUCAUGCCUCGACAGUCCUGAUGGAAGCUUGGCUACCUACCCUGCUGCUGCUUCGUGACUUUGAGAUCCCAACACUGAUUACUGUUUACAGCCGACAGGAAUUUGAAGCCUCUUUGCAGAUUCUGGUGAACUUAGAUGCACACGUCAUUGCUUGUGGAGCUAACCCUUUCCCGUCCCUCAGGCCGGAACAGGUCUACUCUAACCCCAGCAAGCAGCCAGUCCACAGCAGUGCCUACUACGUCAUGUUUUUGGGACGUUCCUCCUGCCAACUAGAUGAGAAGCAGUGAGAAGAAAAAGCAGAUGCUUUUCCUACUCUGGAGCCAGAUUCUGGGGUGAAAAAUCUGAUAGUUCAGAGAGGCAGAGAAAGCACCCAGCUGACCUCCUUACUCAGUUCACAUCCCAGGAGGAAAAAGCUAAAGAGCCUGCUGCUAACUCAUCUGACGGCCCAUGAGGAAAAUGCCCGAAAAUGCCUGCUAGCUCACCGGGCAGCCCAAGAUGAAAAAGCCAAGAGCUAA
Messenger RNA from Acomys russatus (golden spiny mouse), 2529 nucleotides. RefSeq names its product MSS51 mitochondrial translational activator (gene Mss51). The record is from RefSeq and is a predicted model, not a curated record. NCBI's taxonomy places the organism in Eukaryota, Metazoa, Chordata, Mammalia, Rodentia, Muridae. The transcript has 7 exons.